Botrytis cinerea B05.10 is the source of this 2131-nucleotide messenger RNA. RefSeq lists its product as hypothetical. The record is from RefSeq and is a predicted model, not a curated record. Gene Ontology annotation, molecular function: transmembrane transporter activity. The transcript is spliced from 7 exons. Gene Ontology annotation, cellular component: membrane. Bases 359 to 1945 code for a protein of 528 amino acids. Gene Ontology annotation, biological process: transmembrane transport. NCBI's taxonomy places the organism in Eukaryota, Fungi, Ascomycota, Leotiomycetes, Helotiales, Sclerotiniaceae.
GAUGGAGCGGAGUAUGAUCAAAAUGCAUGUCUGUAUAUCCCUUGCACCAGUAAACCAAUCAUAAUAUGCAGGCCCUCUGAUGCAUCGGGUAUUGACCAGAAUGGUUGCAAUGAGACAGUUUAUCCUAUGAGUUGUGCAUUGGUGUCAAGGAUUUCUUUUCUUCUAUCUGCCACUCGGUGAUCCAUGCAAGUGUUCAAAUCUGCAGACUGCAGUGCAUCUUGAAGAUGGGCAAAUAACUCUCAAUCCCCGUUAUGAUUUUCUUUUGCUUUAUUUUUCUUUAUUUCCAUUACUAUUGUUUGCUGUCCAAGAGCGAGCUCGGCGAUUGGGUUUUUCAUGAUAGAAUUAUUUGAUCUUAACCAUGGAAGGCAAACAUGUAGAAUUGGGUGUAAUGGCUAGGUCGACAUCUUCUGAUGAUACACCUCGUGCCCGUUCGAAAGGCAACACCAGUAGAGAUGAUCGGGAAAUGGCGUAUUUUGGAAAACGUCAACAGUUAAAGCGUAAUUUUGGCUUCCUGUCGAUCGCAGGAUUUGUCUGUAGUCUGCUUUCAACAUGGGAAGGAAUGUUCGCCGUCUUCCUGUACGGGUUUCAAAAUGGAGGACCGGCAGGCUUAGUUUACGGCUAUAUCUUUUGCUUCUUUGGUACAUUGUGUACCGUCGCAAGUUUGGCAGAGAUGUCUUCCAUGAUGCCAUUGAGUGGCGGUCAAUAUCACUGGGUUUCGAUUCUUGCACCCAAAUCACACGCAAAAUUCCUCUCAUACAUGACAGGCUGGCUUACAGUCAUUGGCUGGCAAGCAGGUCAAGCAAGUGUUGCUUUCCUCUGCGCAACAUUAAUCCAGGCUUUAGUGAUAUUGAACCAUCCAACUUACGUUCCUGAAAGAUGGCAAGCAACUUUAAUAUUCUACGCUGUCCUAGCUUUUAUUCUGUUCAUCAAUACGUUUCUGGCCCGUUGGUUGCCAAAGAUCGAAGGAUUUGUUCUUUGCAUCCAUAUUCUUGGAUUUUUCGGUAUUCUUAUUCCUCUAGUUUACCUUGCUCCCCAUGGAAAGCCAAGUGAUGUUUUUGCUACAUUUAUCAACGGCGGGGGUUGGUCUUCGAAUGGAACGUCUUUCUUCAUUGGUUUGAUUACUUCCGUUUUCUCGUUCCUUGGAGCCGAUUCUGCUUGUCAUAUGAGCGAGGAAGUUCAUAAUGCCUCUACAGUCAUACCCUGGGCAAUGAUCAGUAGUAUUGUCUUGAAUGGCGUUCUGGGUUUCGCAUUGCUUAUAGCUCUCCUCUUCUGUCUUGGGAAUAUCGAUGAUGCUCUGAGCUCUGCUACUGGCUUUCCAUUUAUCGAGAUAUUUAGGGGAGCUACUAACAGCAAAGCUGCUGCAACUGGCAUGACGUUAAUUAUCUUGUUUAUCCUCCUCGCCGCGGCAGUUGGUAUCAUGGCGACUGCUUCUCGUUUAUUAUGGUCUUUUGCAAGAGACAAUGGUGUGCCAGGUAGCGCAUACAUAUCUCGCGUUCAUGAACCAACAGCAUUGCCCAUAUACUCUAUCCUUGUCAGUGCGGUAAUCUCUCUCCUGUUGGCACUUAUCAAUAUUGGAAGUACUGCAGCAUUCAACUCGAUUGUCUCUGUUAAUGUAGCCGCAUUUUUUACCAGUUAUAUGAUCCCAAUCAUCUUGAUUCUCAAGAAGCGCCUUCGAAAAGACCCAACCAAAGACAAAAUACAUUGGGGACCAUGGAAACUGGGGCCAAUUCUUGGUCCAAUUGCCAAUAUCGCUGGACUCAUUUAUUCGACGAUUACCAUGUUUUUCAGCUUCUGGCCUAAUACUCAAGUCGUUACUCCGGUCACCAUGAAUUGGUCUUGUGUUAUUUUUAUUGCUGCUAUUUUUUACAGCGUAGUCUUUUACAUGAUUUGGGGUAAACACGCUUACAAAUGGCCAAUUGUUGAUCCUAUCAGAAGACAGCAGUAGGUCUCCUAAUGGCGGAUUCUUAGCAAUCUAAAAAAACUGUCAGUAUAUAGUAUAUCGCAUUGUUUUAUUUGACAGAUUUAUCGAUCAUUUCUUGACUAUUAGCAUUAGAUUUUAGAUCUUGUAACUCUCAUUAGACAAUGGAAAAGUUCGGCCAACUCGCAGACCAGCAUUUUGUAUCUAUCAUAA